UUGUAGGCAAUAAUAGUGCGAUAUGGCCUGCAGAGUGGAGUCAGACAGCCUUGGUGAGGUGGAGAUACCAGCAGACAAGUAUUAUGGUGCCAGCACAGUUCGAUCACUUGUGAAUUUCGCUAUAGGUGGCAGUAGCGAGCGUAUGCCUGUGCCAAUCAUCAGAGCAUUUGGCAUAUUGAAGAAGGCUGCAGCUAUUGUAAACAAGGAUUAUGGGCUUGAUGCAACACUGGCUGAUGCAAUUUGCAAAGCCGCAGAUGAGGUGGCGUCGGGCGCACUCGACGACCACUUCCCGCUCGCCGUCUGGCAGACAGGUUCCGGCACGCAGACGAACAUGAACGUGAACGAGGUGAUCAGCAAUCGCGCGAACGAGAUUCUCGGCUCGCCGCUCGGUGCAAAAUUGCCCGUCCAUCCGAACGACCACGUCAACAUGAGUCAGAGCUCGAACGACACGUUUCCCGCGGCAAUGCACAUCGCCGUCGGCACGGCGGUGCAGCAGAGCCUGCUACCGGCGCUCUCGCUCCUGCACGACGAGCUCAGUGUCAAGGUCAAGGCCUUCGCCAAGAUCAUCAAGGUCGGCAGAACUCACACGCAGGAUGCAACGCCACUGACUCUGGGACAGGAAUUUAGUGGCUACGCGACACAGGUUUUAUACAGUAUCGAACGUGUGAAAAGUGCAUUGCCUAGGAUUUACAUGUUGGCAGCAGGGGGAACAGCGGUUGGCACAGGUCUCAACUGUAGGGUAGGAUUUGCCGAAAAGAUUGCAGCUGAAAUCGCUAUGGCAACAGGCAUUCCGUUUGUGACGGCGCCGAACAAGUUUGAGGCGCUGGCCGCUCACGACGCGCUGGUGGAGCUGAGCGGCGCGAUGAACACGACCGCCUGCAGUCUGAUGAAGAUUGCCAAGGACAUCAUGUUUCUCGGCUCGGGCCCGCGCUGCGGACUAGGAGAGCUCACGCUGCCCGUGAACGAACCCGGCAGCAGCAUCAUGCCAGGCAAGGUGAAUCCGACGCAGUGCGAGGCGUUGACGAUGGUCGCCGCGCAGGUGAUGGGCAACCACGUCACCGUGACGAUCGGCGGUAGCAACGGUCACUUUGAGUUGAACGUCUUCAAGCCGGUGAUGGCGAGAAAUGUGCUGCAGUCGGCUCGCCUGCUAGCCGAUGCCUGCACAUCCUUCGCCAGGCGCUGCGUGAGCGGGCUGGCGGCGAAUGAGAGCGCCAUCCGGCAGCAGCUCGACAACUCGCUCAUGCUCGUCACGGCGCUCAACCCACACAUCGGCUACGAACGCGGAGCGGCGAUCGCGCAUCUUGCCUUCGCCGAGCGGCUGACCCUGCGCUCCGCCGCGCUCCGCCUCGGCGACCUCACCGCAGACGAGUUCGACCGCUGGGUGCGCCCCGAGGACAUGCUCGGACCGAAAAAUGGUGCCAAACAGGUCGCGCAACUGGACGUUCACAAAUAGCAGGCAACUGACACCAGUGAUGGACUCUCA
Priapulus caudatus is the source of this 1483-nucleotide messenger RNA. RefSeq names its product fumarate hydratase, mitochondrial-like. Gene Ontology annotation, cellular component: mitochondrion; tricarboxylic acid cycle heteromeric enzyme complex. The record is from RefSeq and is a predicted model, not a curated record. Bases 23 to 1453 code for a protein of 476 amino acids. Gene Ontology annotation, molecular function: fumarate hydratase activity. Lineage: Eukaryota; Metazoa; Priapulida; Priapulimorpha; Priapulimorphida; Priapulidae. The transcript is spliced from 12 exons. Gene Ontology annotation, biological process: fumarate metabolic process; tricarboxylic acid cycle; malate metabolic process.